AUGUCUCAGAGGUCAAGAAAUUCUAUUCAUGUCCCAAAUGUUACAAACACAUCGCUGGUGAUCUGAGUGUUUACUGUCUUGAACACAGUUCUGAUAUGUCCAGUGAGAUGCACUACAUUGUUGGGGCUGUGGCCAAGGGCAAGGAGGGGUCAGCUGGUGAUCAAGGUGGAUAUGUUAGAGAGGUGGUCACUUAUAUGGUGGUGGAUAACUUGGUGGUGCCAGCCUAUGUCUACUAUCUCUUGCAUUGCUAUGCUUAA
Molecule: messenger RNA, 257 nt
Organism: Ilex paraguariensis (yerba mate)
Lineage: Eukaryota; Viridiplantae; Streptophyta; Magnoliopsida; Aquifoliales; Aquifoliaceae
Source: the annotation of a GenBank genome assembly